UAUCACUCACUAGUCACUGCUCAGAGCCUCAAAUUUCAGUAAUCAGUAUUAUAGACUAUCUAUUAGGUAUCUCCGAUUUAGUAUUUGAAGUUUCCAAAUAAUAGUAGUGAGUAAUAAUAUAUAAUAUAUAAUUUUAUAUGCAUAAAUUCGUAUUUGGUCACAAAAACAAAUCACUACGACUGACGGUAUAGAAAAGAACAGAAUGCAACAGUUGAUCAAUUCGUCGUUAUUAUAAUAUUGAAUUUAUCUAUUUAAAGGCAUUUGAGUACUAUUAUAUUGGACAUUCAACAUGGGUACGACAGCUACACCAGAGUUGGAGAACAAUAGAAUUGAGGAAGCGGUAACAUUAAAUAAUAUGACGGAACAAAAUCGUAACACGCAGUCCCAAAAUUUCAGCCAUGUUGGUGCAUACUCGUCAUUGUAUACAAUAUGUCAGAUAGUUGGAUUACUACUUAUAUUUUCUGUAUUUUAUUGGAUUAUCAAUUUCCGAGGAGGAUUUGGAUUUACUGAACCCAAAAUCAUAUUCAACUGGCAUCCUCUGUUUAUGACAAUUGGUUUUAUUUAUUUAUUUGCAAAUUCUAUUCUUCAUUAUAGAACAUUCCGCAGUUUAAAAAAACGAGAUUUGAAAAAUCAUCAUGCAAUUAUUCAUGGUUUUAUAAUUGUUCUUGUAUUACUUGCUGGUUGGGCUUCUUUUGCUUCUCAUAUGUAUAGUAAUCCUCCUAUUCCAGAUUUGUAUAGUUUACACAGUUGGUUGGGUGUUGUUACAAUUUCAAUGUUUCUCUCUCAGUUUGUAAGUGGAUUUGUGUCCUUCUUGUUUCCUGGAAUAGCUGCCCAAUAUAAAGAAGCUGUAAUGCCUUAUCACAUUUUCUUUGGAAUUUUCAAUUUUGUAUUGGCAAUUGCUACUUCAGUCCUUGGAUUCAGUGAAAAAUUAUUUUUCGUUUUGGAAGACAAAUAUAAAACUUAUCCAAAAGAAGGAUUGUUUGGCAAUUUUAUCGGCUUACUAUGUAUUUUUUAUGGUGGAUUAGUAGUGUUCAUGGUAACAAAACCAGAAUUUAAGAGACAACCUAAACCUGAAGACGGUGUGCUGCUAACUGGAGCUUUAGAAUAACUGAUAUAUUUGGAAUAUCUAUAUUUAUUUAGUAACUUGUAAAAACAUAAUUUAUUUGCAAAAUUAACGGGAAUAUUUUAUUUUUCCAUGACCUAUGCUCUAUUAUUAAGUAAAUCUAAUUUUGAUAUUUUUUAAUUAUAUUUUGUAAAUUUUGUGUUAAAAAAUUUUUUUUCAAACAUUUGUUCAACACAUAAUUUUACUGAGGCAUUUUUUAUUUUUAUUUUUUAUUAUACAAAUAAUAAUUUUUUAAUAUUCUAAGUUUUCUCAGGGCCGGCUUAAGCAAAAAUAGGGCACUAACCAAAAUCAAAUUUUGCCUCCUCUAAAAUAAUAAUAUUAUCAAUGUUUUUAAAAUGCGCUUUUUACUAAAGUGCCGCCCUAGGCCAGGUCUAAGUUUUCUUACAACAACUAUUUACACAAUUAUUUUUUUUUUUCAUUAAAAUAUACUUGAAGAAUUUACUGAAAGUUAUUUUUGUUAUUUACAAAUCAGUGUGGAACUAUGAAAUUCCAUUGAAUAAUUUAAACUAUUAAUAAUAUCA
Acyrthosiphon pisum (pea aphid) is the source of this 1644-nucleotide messenger RNA. Its product is annotated as cytochrome b reductase 1-like. The coding region runs from base 290 to 1108 and encodes 272 amino acids. The record is from RefSeq and is a predicted model, not a curated record. Gene Ontology annotation, molecular function: oxidoreductase activity. NCBI's taxonomy places the organism in Eukaryota, Metazoa, Arthropoda, Insecta, Hemiptera, Aphididae. The transcript has 6 exons.